Molecule: messenger RNA, 1977 nt
Organism: Fomitiporia mediterranea MF3/22
Lineage: Eukaryota; Fungi; Basidiomycota; Agaricomycetes; Hymenochaetales; Hymenochaetaceae
Product: Creatinase/aminopeptidase
Exons: 8
Coding region: 1-1977 (658 amino acids)
Molecular function (GO): metalloaminopeptidase activity
Source: RefSeq, a predicted model, not a curated record
AUGAAUUCGACUGAUUCUACAAGCACGCUUGUAGGCUCAGCAUUGGAGCGCAAGAUCAACGAUGUCGAAGAGCCGAAAGUUCCCGUGGAUACAACUCCGAGGUUGCUUGAGUUGCGAGCGUUGAUGGCAAAAGAAAAUCUCGAUUAUUACGUCGUACCGAGCGAGGACGCACACGGGUCGGAAUAUGUCGCUGACACUGACAAACGACGAGAGUUUAUCUCUGGAUUUACGGGCUCUGCUGGGCAAGCUAUUGUUUCAAAAACCAGUGCUUAUCUCGUCACGGACUCGCGUUAUUGGUUGCAAGCGGAAAACGAACUCGAUAGAAAUUGGAAUCUCAUCCGUGCACCUCUACCUGAUCAAGAACAGGAUUGGCAAUCGUUUCUUCUGAAGCGAGUGCAAGAAGGUCAUCGAAUUGGCCUCGACGCUCGCAUGAUUAGCUGGUCUAAUGCUUCUGUCCUCAACAGUUCUGUGGCACGACUCGGCGCUAAGCUGGUCUUUCCGUCGCAGAACUUUGUCGACCUCGUUUGGAAAAACAAACCUGUGCGCCCGAAAGAUCCGAUUUUCAUUCAACCUCGGCGCUUUGCGGGAAAGGAUCCUCGUACGAAAUUAGCUGAGCUGCGGAAGUGGAUUUUGGAACAACCUCCCGCGAAACCUAGUUACGCGAAGCCCGGCCCGCCGACGGAUGCGCAAAAGCACGUUGCGACUCUCGUGACGGACUUGGCAAACAUUGCUUGGCUGCUGAACUUGCGUGGUCGUGAUAUCCCAUUCAGUCCAGUUUUUCACGCAUACCUCUUCGUAGGGCUUGAAAAUACUAUACUCUUCGUGGAGCUUGCGAAGAUAAAGGACGACGUGCGCAGACAUCUUGAGGGAUUGCAAGUCGAGAUACGGGAGUACAACGAUGUGUGGUCCCACCUGCGCCGUGCUCCCUGGGGAGCAGGCAAGGUUCUCAUCUGCGAUGAUACAAGUUACGCGAUUUCACUAUUACUCACGCACUUCCGUUAUACGAUCGUUCCGUCUCCAUCUUUCGUGGACUCAAUGAAGGCUAUUAAGAACCCUAUCGAGAUCGGUGGGAUGCGUGAGGCUCAUAUCCGGGACGGCGCAAGUUAUGUCCGCUGGUUGGCGUGGCUGGAGGAUAAGUUAGCGAAGGGAUACGAGAUUACUGAAUACGAGGCUGCUCAGCGUCUGACGGAGUACCGUCGGAAGAACGAAUUCUACGAGGGCUUGUCGUAUGACCCUAUAAGUGCGACGGGAGCGAAUGCCGCUCUUCCUCACUAUAAGCCGACCAAAUCUGGUGCCAAAUUCAUCGAACGAGAUACUCCAUACUUGAACGACUCAGGUGCUCAUUAUAGAGAUGGCACGAUCGACUGUACACGUACUGUACACUUUGGUCGGCCGACUAUGGACCAAUGCGAGGCCUAUACUCGCGUUCUUCAGGGUCAUAUCGCGAUCGAUAGUGCGAUCUUUCCUGCAGGAACAAGUGGACGUCAACUCGAUGUCCUUGCUCGCAAUGCUCUAUGGAAGGAAGGCCUCAAGUACUUGCAUGGCACUGGACACGGCUUUGGCUCCUUCCUAAAUGUCCAUGAAGGUCCACAAAGCUUCAAUUCCGAAACGGUACUCGUUCCCGGCCAUGUCAUAACUAACGAACCCGGCUUUUAUAAGGACAAGGAAUGGGGCAUGCGCAUCGAGUCAGCGUUACUGGUGCAGAAAAUUCAAACCAGACAUGGCAAGCAAGGCGAGACCUGGCUCGGGUUUGAGCGACUGACUGUCGUGCCAAUCCAAACGAAGAUGGUUCGGGAGGCUAUGUUGUCGAGAGACGAAAUUAAUUGGAUCAAGGAUCAUAAUCGGCGUUGCUUGGAAAUACUCGAACCUCUCAUUCGCGAGGACAAGCGCGCACUGAAGUGGCUUCGUCGCGAGGCGGAACGCGGUAUUGGGCAGGCUAGCCCACUCCUUGGCAGCGUUCACGUUGACUGGGAUUAG